Molecule: messenger RNA, 2133 nt
Organism: Westerdykella ornata
Lineage: Eukaryota; Fungi; Ascomycota; Dothideomycetes; Pleosporales; Sporormiaceae
Exons: 1
Coding region: 150-2048 (632 amino acids)
Biological process (GO): nuclear pore organization; spindle pole body localization
Cellular component (GO): nuclear pore transmembrane ring; spindle pole body
Molecular function (GO): spindle pole body-nuclear membrane anchor activity
Source: RefSeq, a predicted model, not a curated record
CAGCGUGACAGAGCAAUAGCUCCAACGUUUCAAGAGACGUGACUUUCACUGUCAGACACGAUCUUCGCCGCUGCCAUGAUAUAAAAGCGAGUUCAAUCCAUAUUUGUUUCCCCCACCCACCUGCCGUUACGUCUGCCCGCACCUUUGCCAUGGCUCCCACAACCCCACGACCGUAUCGGGACUUCAUGAUGCCCGCCCUGCAUAGGCGGUUCGUCCGAGCCGCCUUCUGUACGGUAUUACUCUGCUAUGGUAUCGCAAUUCUUAUGACCGGCUGGCAUAGUAUCUUCUGGACGUUGUUCCCAAUCAGCUUCACGGGCAUCAGGACAUUUCUCCUCCUCAUUCCCGCUAUAGUGGUCUAUCUGAUGCGAGUGGCGCAUAUGCAUAUCGGACGGCGGAAUACUCAGACUCCUAUGGAUACUUUCUGGACGCAUGUCUUAUCACGGCGAACCGUAGGCACACUUGUUGCGUAUCUCCUGUCGGCCGCUUUCUUUGCGGAAGUGUGCAUCUGGACAAAAGCUGGGUCGGCUGGGCUGGGCAUCACAGAGCAAGGGAAGCUGUACGAAAGGAGCAGGUUGAAUGAGAGACCGAUCUUCCUGCGGUUCCUCUUCUGGACCUUGGCUUUCGGUCAGACAAUCCGUCAUGUGUGGGCGGACUACGAUCAGAUUCGGCCGUCUCUGGGAGCGUCCGCUCAGCUGGAACCGGAAAUCCAGGUUUUCCAGAGAAUGGUGAAGCUUGCGCCCACGGCUGGUAUAACUUUAGUAUGGACCUUCUUCGUUGGCAUGUUCGUCUACUUCCUGGGAUUCCGCCAAUUGCUGUGGGAGCCAUACUACUCUGUUAUGAAGAAUUUCGUCUCUGUUGGAAAGACCUCACGACCCUCAGGCCUGAAUCCAUUGAUCACCAUUGUCUCCGUCUUCUUCCUCCAGGGGUUGCUCCUUCUCCUUCUCUGGGAGUUCACCAACGCGACCAUAGACGUGUUCAUGGCGCUAAAACCUCUGAAGAAAGGAAGACCAAUAACAGCCGACUCAAGCGACCCCAACGGAAGUCUUCUCAACGGUCUUAAGUCUCGAAAAGAGGACAACAGGACUUCGGCAUUCUGGGAGCUGGCCCUGAUCACUGAACGUUUUGACGACCGCCGUAAAACCAUAUACCGAGAGCAUGACCGCAGGAAAGCGCCUACGUGGACGCAAAUCACCACGGUCUGCCUUUCCGAGAUCCGCGAAAUUAUUCACCGUAUCCGGAGAGCCACAGACCCUAACUGGCAGCCUGAAGGGGAGACGAAGCAGUCCUCUCCCGCGGCUCCGAUCCAGCUGGUACCCCGAAUAGUCCAACCCCUGAAGGAAGGCAACAUCGCCGGACCCGCAGAACCAGCAGUCACCCGCCUCCAGAAGUUCGAGAAUAUAGCCAGUGAUAUUGUGCGGAAGCAAAGCUCGCCGCAAAAUGUCCAAGAUUCGUAUGCUCGAGCUCUGGUAAAAAAAGGCGAAGAGAAGGGUCGUGAGGGGGUCACCGAAGCGCUAUCUACAUGGGAGCAAUGGAAGAAGGGGCUCGCGCGCACGCCUCUGGGUUGGCUGUUUCGCCCCAGCUUCAAGCGCACGGCAAAUAUGGUUGUGCUUGGCGCGCCGUAUUCGCGGCAGAUGAUGAUUCUGAAUGCGAUCACUAUUCUCGUCAAUCUCUCCGUGCAUUCUCUCAAAGAAGACGAUGGCGGUUGCUUCCAAUACGAGGUCCCCACCAUCAUCGGCGUCUUUACCUCCGCUAUCAAGUCGAUAGAGUCGUAUCUUCAGGGCCUGGAGAUCCACUGGUCGGACUUCGAGACGCUGGCGUUGCCGGAGGAGCGAAGGACAAAGGUGCCCGAGGUGGAGGAGGUGAGGAAUGCGUUGAAGACCGGGUUGGAGAAGAUUCUCAGGAGUUUUAAUGAGUAUCUUGAGAAUAUGGGAAUGUCGAGUAAGGAGAUUCAGGAAGCGAAACAGGUGGUGAGGAGGGAGGAGGAAGGGAAGAAGACGCAUGAGAGGGUACCGGAGAUGGUGGAGAAGCAGAAGAGGAGAAGAGACUAAGAUGCUCAGAAGGAGAUGGGGUGUUUCUGUUACGUGUAAAUUAUCUUGGGCGAGGUAUUCGGAAUGACAUUCAACUACUCUUCCA